AUGUCUGAGCCUUUGGAGAUGAUGUUGGCCCUGCCGGACCAGAGCCUUUUCGGCUUCCCGCCCACCAACAACCCAACUCCGAUCCCGCCUACUCAUGAGCCCAACUCCGUUAUGCAUCCUUUCAACAUCCCCGAUAAUCUUUUCGUCUCUGCUCUCGACCCCAAGGUCCCCCUUUCCAUCGCUAUCACAUAUGCAGUCACAAUCAAGCUGCUCAACAGGCUCAACAAGUCUCGCAAUAAGAAGCCCUGGGGCAUCAGCAAGACCACGCCCUUUGGCGUCUUUGUCAUUCUCCACAACAUCUUCCUCGCUGUCUAUUCAGCAUGGACCUUCUGGGGAAUGUUGGGUGGAAUGCGACGAAGCAUCCUCAGCCCAAUGGGCCCAAUGGGUUGGGCAGGCACUGCGGACAGCUUCUGUCGCCUCCAUGGUGCUCCUGGCCCUGGAAAUUCGGUUUUCUACGAUGAGGCUACCUCGAGCUUCGUCAGUGCCACCCAGGGCGCUGCCAUGGUUGAUGGCUUCCCCGAUAAGAGCCAAGCUGGCCGCAUGUGGAACGAGGGCCUCGCCUACUAUGGAUGGAUCUUUUACCUGAGCAAGUUCUACGAGGUUCUCGAUACCUUCAUCAUCCUCGCCAAGGGCAAGCAGAGCUCCGUGCUCCAGACCUACCACCAUGCCGGCGCAAUGUUGUGCAUGUGGGCUGGUAUGCGCUUCAUGUCUGCUCCGAUCUGGAUCUUUGUUCUUGUGAACUCCUUCAUUCACUCCUUGAUGUACACUUACUACACCCUCACAGCCUUCAACAUCAGAAUCCCAACUAUCAUGAAGCGCACUCUCACCAGCAUGCAAAUCACACAGUUCGUCCUCGGCGGCUCAUACGCCAUGAUGCACUCGUUUGUGUACUACGUCGCACCCGUCACCGUCACCCGUGAGACAGCUGCACCUACUGCCGGGUCCGCCCCUGCAGCCGAGUCGCUCGCCGCCGGCACCUUCGACUCGCUCAAGAAGCUCGUCUUCGGCGGCGAGGGCGACGGGACCCAGAUUCCCCACGGCUCCAUCAGCGCCUCCACAACCACCCAGACCUACUACAUCACCCAGGGCUGCGUUGCCACCACCGGGGAGUCCUUCGCCAUCUGGCUCAACGUCCUCUACCUCGCGCCCUUGACCUACCUGUUCGUCAGCUUCUUCAUCGCGAGCUACGUCAAGCGCAGCAACGCCGCCCACAAGUCUAAUGGCAAGACCUCUCGCCGCCUGAGCUCUAACGUCGUUAUGGCCGAGAAGGCUGGUUGGGAUGCCGCCAAGAGCAUCGAGAAGGAGGUCUACGGCGGCGAGAACAUGCUCAACGGCAGCGCUAUCGCCGAGGACUCGCCCCAGCGAUCCAACGGCAAGAGCCGCCGCAGGGCGUAA
Clonostachys rhizophaga is the source of this 1395-nucleotide messenger RNA. NCBI's taxonomy places the organism in Eukaryota, Fungi, Ascomycota, Sordariomycetes, Hypocreales, Bionectriaceae. The record is from the annotation of a GenBank genome assembly.